Molecule: messenger RNA, 949 nt
Organism: Micromonas pusilla CCMP1545
Lineage: Eukaryota; Viridiplantae; Chlorophyta; Mamiellophyceae; Mamiellales; Mamiellaceae
Exons: 1
Coding region: 56-949 (297 amino acids)
Source: RefSeq, a predicted model, not a curated record
GACCGGCGGCGGCGAGAAACCCGCCGCCGCGCCCGCCGCCGGGGGCACAGGAGGGAUGAACGGCGAGCGGAUGGGGCCGCAGUACGCGAUACAGGACGGGCAGUACGCGAGCGGACCGAGCGGGUCGUUCGACGGCGGCGGAACAGACCGGCGGCGGAAAACGCACGGCGUCGUCGUCGUCGGCGGCGGCGGCGGCUGGUCCGGGUCGGGGUCGUACGACGCGGACGACGACGAGCUCGACAAGAUGCGCGUGCUCCUCGACGCGAAAGACAGAGAGAUCUCGAGCAUGCGGACGGAGCGCGCGCUGCUCGAGAAGGAGCUGAGGGACGCGGUGCUGUCCGGCGACGAAUCGGGACGGGCGACGGCGAACGAGGCGGCGGCGGAAAAGUCGCCGUCGAAAUCGAAAUCGACGUCCGCGGCGCCCGCGCCCGCGACGGACCGCGACCGACUCGAGUUCUUGAAGUCCGCCGCGAGUCAGACGAUCGUCGCGAUCGCGGAGGCGUCGAAGCGCGAGCGCGACCUCCCGGACGGGGACGCGAGACGCGCCGACCUCGACGUCGUCCUCAGACGCGCCGACGCGCUGGUGACGAAAGCCGCGGCGGUGGCGAAAGACGCCGCGACGAGGGAGGCUGCGGACGCGGCGGACACGGAGGAGGAGCUCGCGAAGUUGAAAGCCGCGAUCGUCGCGGCGAAGGAGAAGGACGCGUCGAAGGAGGAGGACGCGAAGAGAGACGCCGCGGCGGCGAAGGCGAAGGCGAAGGUUUCGCGACCGAGCCUCGCGAUCGAGAUGGGCGCGGCGGGCGCGCGCGCGGCCGAGGCCGAGGCGAGCGCGUCCGACGCCGUCGUCGCGGUGUCGCCGAUGGACGCGGAGGUCGUCGUCGACGCGGAGGAGAGCGACGACGCGGGGGGGGCACAGGACGACGAGGAGCGAAGAGAGAUGACGAGAUGA